Messenger RNA from Candoia aspera, 921 nucleotides. Its product is annotated as basic salivary proline-rich protein 3-like. NCBI's taxonomy places the organism in Eukaryota, Metazoa, Chordata, Lepidosauria, Squamata, Candoiidae. The coding region runs from base 1 to 921 and encodes 306 amino acids. The transcript has 2 exons. The record is from RefSeq and is a predicted model, not a curated record.
AUGGCGUCCAAUUCCCAACCGCUCAAGGCUUCGAAGGCCAAGCAGCCAACCACCCUCCCAAACGUUUCCGGGAAGAGCCGCGCCGCCGCGCCGCCAGCCGAGCCCGGGCCCACCGUUAGCUGCCCGCGGAGGAAGGAGUGUCCCAGAGGGUCUGCCGCGCCUGGACGCUUCUGCCAAGGGGAGCCGUCGGCAGGGAGGCAGAAAAGCCGCGGAAGCCGCUCUGCGGAGCAGCGCGGGGGGGCAAGAGCGGGUCCGAGCGAGGGGCGCUUCCGCAGGGCCGGGCAGAGCCGGCGGCUCCCGCCAGGCUGCCCCUUCCUUCCUCCUUUCCCGCGUGGGGAAGGGGUCGGGGAGGGCCGCCGCCCGAGCCCAGCCAGGGGCCGAAGGGCCGCCCCGCCUGCCUGCCUGCCUGCGGACGGGCGCAGCACGGCGGGGGGGCGGCCUUCUGGCCCCUCCCGCGGGCCUCCCGGACGGGCCGGCACAGUAGGCCGCCGCCCCCAGCGCUCCCCCACCGCUGCCCCUUCCGCCGGCGCCCCGCUGGCCCCGGGCCCCGCCGGGGGAGGAGCCCGCUUCCUGCCUGCGCGCCCGGAGCGGAGGGCCAGGAGGAGCCGGGCGCGCGGCCGCCCCACCGGUUCCAGCUUCCCCGCGGCCUCCGCCCGUUUCCCGGACCCGCCGCCGCCGCAGAGGCCUCCCCCCGGCGCGGGCGGCCCCGAGGACCCCUCACCUGCGAGCGGCCCGGCGGCGGCCACGUCGGGCUGGCGCAGGAGGCCCGUCCGGGCCACGUCCCUCUCCGGGAGAGGCGCCCCGCCCGCCACAUGGGACCCCCGUCCCGCGCCAGCCGCCCCGCUCGGGCGCCCCAGGGACCCCGCCCCGCUCACCAGGCCGCGCGGUGACCCCCUGACCCGGCGAGCGGUGUCGCCAUAG